UCUGUGCGCCAAGAAUAACGUUAAUGUUUUCCGUGGCUUGUAGAGGGCCUUAUUGGGGGCUUCGCCUGCUCUUCACAUGUUGUUACCCCAUCAUCUGAUCGGAAAAUACCGUCUAAUGAAAGUAAAGCGUCUGCUUUGCUCAGGGGGGAUUUGCCAUCCGAAACCAACCGGCUCUGUCUGUGUGAAAUAGGGAAUGAACGACGAGACAGCAUCGGACAGCUGGAAUAGAAACUCAGGGUGCUCCAGUAUUGAGCAAAUGCUGGCUGUGAACCCCGGAAAGACGCCCAUCAGUCUGCUGCAGGAGUAUGGAACGCGGAUAGGCAAGACCCCUGUGUAUGACCUGCUGAAGGCCGAGGGACAGGCCCACCAGCCCAACUUCACGUUCCGCGUCUCAGUGGGAGAGAUCAGCUGCACCGGCCAAGGGCCCAGCAAGAAGGCAGCCAAGCACAAAGCAGCCGAGGCUGCUCUGAAGAUGCUCAGGGGAGGCCUGGGAGGUCCCGCUGGAGUUAAUGUUGGGGUGGAUGGGUUCAUUGGGGUUGAUUUGACUACUGAUGGAGACAGCUCUCAGUCGGAAAUGAAGACCACAGGCAGUUCUCAGCAGUCUGAAUGUAACCCAGUGGGGGCUCUGCAGGAACUGGUGGUGCAGAAAGGAUGGCGUUUGCCAGAGUACACGGUUACCCAGGAAUCUGGUCCAGCACAUCGCAAAGAGUUCACCAUGACCUGCAGGGUUGAGAGAUUUGUGGAAAUAGGAAGUGGUACGUCCAAGAAGCUGGCCAAGAGAAAUGCAGCUGCAAAGAUGUUGUCCCGUAUACACGAUGUACCAGUAGACCUGAGAACCAGCAAUGAUGCUGAUGCAGAAGAUGACACGUUCACCAUGCACAUGGGGAGCAGAGCUGAGUCAGGCAAAAGUAAAGUCUUUAGCUGCACAUGGGAUUCUCUGCGUAACUCUGCUGGAGAGAAGAUCCUCCAACUCCGGAGUCACCCCCUGGGGAUGCCCUCUGAUUCCAACUUUUGCUCUUUGCUGAACGACCUGUCUCUGGAGCAGCGCUUUGAUGUCAGCUACCUGGACCUAGAGCAGCGCAGCCUGAGCGGCCUGUGCCAGUGUCUAGUGGAGCUCUCCACUCAGCCAAUCACAGUGUGCCACGGCUUUGCUUCAAGCACAGACGCUGCUCGAGCCAACGCAGCCCACCAUGCACUGCAGUACCUCAAAAUCAUGGCUGGAGGGAAGUGACGUCUUCUUCAUUACAGACUUGAACUCGCUGUUUUACAAAGCUGGGAAAAGGUUCCACUUUGGACAACAGAGGCACUUUUGUGAUAAGUUCAAAUAACAUGAAUUACCUCAAAUUUGGAAAUGGAGAUAUUUUCUGUCCACAUGUACCCCCCCCCCCCCACCUCAUUGUGGUCACUUGGGUUUUUUUAAUUGUUGACAGAAAAUAUUACGUUGCCCAAAAAUCUUCCUUGACGUUGGCCUUUUAUCAAAGGCUUCCUGAGUAUUUUUAGUUCUUGUUUGCUUUGAUACACAGAGCACUGUGUUUUUCGAAAUUUUAAUAUUGUCAAAUUAAAUUUUAAGUUGUGGAUUUUGAAAAUUAAAAAGAGGUGUCAAAUAAAUGGAGAUAAAAUCUGAUUCAAAUUAAAGGGGUUUAAAGAAACUGGGCCUGUGGUUCCCAGUUUCUGGUGCUUAAUCUAAUCCCUUCUCUCACAGAUAAAAGUUAAAUCAUGCUAAAGCAACUCUAUUAAAUCAAUAUUUUUAAACAGCUUUUUUUCCAGAUACACUUGUCUUGUCUUGAAAUGUUUGGAAAUCAACUGUCCAUGAAGACAGUUGGGGACAUUUACUAAUAUGAUCUUGGAAGGAUUCAUUUCAAAUGAUGAAUCUUGUAUGCGUCAAGUGAAUUCUUCUUAAAAGUGUUUUAAAUUUGCCCUUUGUAGAUGGCUUUGUCUGACUUUAAGUGCAGACAAUGAAUUCAAUUGAUUGAUUGUUGCACAUUGAAAAUUGAUUUCAAACACUGAAAUAUUCAGUAUAUAAAUACAGUAUAUAAAAUCUAAGUGCUAAUAAGUGUAUUAGAGGUUUGUUAAUCGUUUUUACAUUAUCAUCUAACACAGUUUUAAUGUCCUCACUAAAAAUGUUUGUUAAUUCUAAUUUUAAUUUAUGUGACUUAUGCAAUGUUGUGUUUUUUUAACAUGAAAAUCAAUCAUGGUUCCAGAUUCUCCUCAAUUACCUGUGGUUUCUUUGCAUGAGGUUCCACUUUCACUUUCUCUACUGCCUUGCACUCAUGAAUUAAGUGAGAAAUGAACUGGCCCUACUUGAAAGUAUGAAGUCCUUUGCACAGGACAGGCUGUACAUGAACACCUGCUGGAAUCACGAUCUAAUGUGUGUGUGAAAAGGCAGAUCUGCUUCACAUUAAUAACAGAAGAAAGCUUGUGCUUUAGCGAAUAUGUUUUGGCAUAAUUGAUUAGAAAACGCAGAGAACUCAAAUGUUCAUGUGAGUUUGACUUGUUUCCAAUAAAACAUGUUUUUGUAUGUUUUACUGUAAA
Molecule: messenger RNA, 2532 nt
Organism: Betta splendens (Siamese fighting fish)
Lineage: Eukaryota; Metazoa; Chordata; Actinopteri; Anabantiformes; Osphronemidae
Gene: tarbp2
Product: TAR (HIV) RNA binding protein 2
Exons: 7
Coding region: 194-1231 (345 amino acids)
Biological process (GO): regulation of miRNA processing; regulation of viral transcription; regulation of siRNA processing
Cellular component (GO): RISC-loading complex
Molecular function (GO): pre-miRNA binding; siRNA binding; double-stranded RNA binding
Source: RefSeq, a predicted model, not a curated record